UCCCAAUCGACAUAGGGCAGGCCAGUUGGCCUAACUUUUGCAACCAAAUGAUUUUACUGUGCCCGGUCCACCGGUGUAUUGAAAAUGAGUAGCCUUAACAGUGGGGGGCGGGAUUAGAUUGUCGUCACCUGGGAGGCAGACUGGCUCAGCAGGUAAAACCUUCAGAGAGGUGUCCUCUUCAGAAUGCGGUUGAUGUUCACGGAACACUGGUGCUGUUAGACUGGAAUAUUAGGGCCUGCUUAGAGAAGUGAUUUCAAUUACUACGAAGCAUCUUAUUAACUAACAAGAAAACUACCCAGGAAGAGGAAAAAAGGACCAGGAAGGACAUUAAGCGUCGGAUAUACUGUAGAGAAAAGGAAGAGCAACAAAGCAGUUCAUAGCGUUGCUUCAGGCUUCAUGCUGUAGCCUAUGGGAGGACUAUGGUAACAAACGAGUCAUAGAAACUCACUCAUACGACCACACAUUUUCAUUGACUCAGUGAAUAAGGUAAACUAUUUAAUAGUCACUGUGCUCUCUGCCACACAACAUUCAUAUUGUAAAGACAUAGGUGAUAUGUACUUAUAUGGACAUAGGUGAUAUUUACUUAUAUAGACAUAGGUGAUAUAUAGAUAUUCAUACAGUAUAUACACAGAUAAAGUCCAGCAGACACACAUACAUUCACACGGGGACAAAUACAUAGACUGAAAGAACAUCAAGAACCAACACCCACACAAACUCCCAGAGGCAGCCAUGAGGUUUAUAGUGGUGCUAGGAGGCCUAACUAUCCUGAUCUCCAUGGGCCUGGCCCUGAUUGUCUUUGGCCAGCACCUGACGGAAGCCAACCUGACCCUGCAGAACCUGCAUCUGGAUCAGAGGGUGCGGGCAAGCGCCAACCAAUUCAAGGAGAGGCAGUGGCUGGAAAACCUGCUGAAGGGGCAGCUAGACUGGAAGAAGAAGAAUGUGGAGGAGAUGGAGGCCGAGGUGAACAAGCUGACCGAAGAGGAGGGGAAGAAGAAGACUGAGGUCGAGGCCUGCCAGGCAGACAAGAAACAAAAGGAGGACGAACUUGGACCCAUACAGAAGGAGCAGAGUGAUAUUGAAGCUACGUUCAAAACUGAAAAGGAGACUUGGACUGGGGAGAUCACCACUCUCAAACAGCAGUUGGAGCAGAGUAGCAAAGUGUGUUAUUUUGUAAAGGACUCAAUAGACACAGUGAAAUUAUGUCCACCCAAAGAAGGAGCAGCAAAAGCUGAAGCGGCCCCUGUACAAGGAGGUGAACCUGCCUCUGCAAAAGCUGAACCUGCCUCUGCAAAAGCUGAAGCGGCCCCUGUACAAGGAGGUGAACCUGCCUCUGCAAAAGCUGAACCUGCCUCUGCAAAAGCUGAAGCGGCCCCUGUACAAGGAGGUGAACCUGCCUCUGCAAAAGCUGAAGUGGCCUCUGCACAAGCUGAAGCAUCCCCUGUAAAAGCUGAAGAGGCCCCUGCACAAGCUGAAGCAGCCCCUGUAAAAGCUGAAGAGGCCCCUGCACAAGCUGAAGCAGCCCCUGCACAAGCUGAAGCAGCCCCUGCACAAGCUGAAGCAGCCCCUGCACAAGCUGAAGCAGCCCCUGUAAAAGCUGAAGCAGCCCCUGUAAAAGCUGAAUAAGCCCCUGUAAAAGCUGAAGAGGUCCCUGCACAAGCUGAAGCAGCCCCUGCACAAGCUGAAGAGGCCCCUGUAAAAGCUGAAGAGGCCCCUGCACAAGCUGAAGCAGCCCCUGCUCCAAAGCAGUAAAUCUCUCCAAUUUUCUCUCAGAAUAACAUUAAUGGUGUGUAGUCAUUCAUUCAUGAUGCGCACUCAUAUUUAUGUUGUUUGUUUGUGGGUAAUCUUGGAAACCCAGAACCGAAAAUCUCAUGUAAACUAUACUAUUUAUGUUAUGUAGUUUGUCCACAAGAGAUUAGGUUGUGGGCAUUGUCAGUGUGUCAGUUUGGCACACUAUGUAGCCUAAAGUAAUUAGGUGCUGUUUGUUUUUAAAAACUAUUCAUAUCUUAUCAGUUUUUAAAUAAAUGUUUAGUUUUUCA
Molecule: messenger RNA, 2036 nt
Organism: Coregonus clupeaformis (lake whitefish)
Lineage: Eukaryota; Metazoa; Chordata; Actinopteri; Salmoniformes; Salmonidae
Product: skin secretory protein xP2-like
Exons: 7
Coding region: 730-1623 (297 amino acids)
Source: RefSeq, a predicted model, not a curated record